GCGCUUCCCACCCAUGUUAAACGCAACCGAAAACUGUGAGAGCAUGAGAAAACAUCACAACUAAAUCGAAAUUGAACAAUAAACAUAUUCGCUUAAAAUAAUACGUUAAAUAAUAGUUCACGCAGUUUUUUUGUUUAUGUUUUUAUUUACUUUUUUUUUCCAACGAGGAAUUUGAAAUUGAGCUCUGUUGAUUUCACUUAUAAAUAGUGUGUGUUUUAAAAAAAUUGUGUAUAAAAACAGUGUUGUACAUGAUUAUUGUUGAUCCGAUAAUAUGACAAGUUAACAAUGGACGAAGUGGAUUCUUCACUAGCACAAAUCGAUCCUCCUCCCGCAGAAGAAAACAAAGUUUCUUCUAACGAAACCAACAUUUUCAACGAUAGCGGAGGCGAAAUCGAAGCAGACAGCACAAUUCACGCUUUCAACAUUUCAAAUAUCACAGUAAUAGAAAAUCCUAAAACAAAAAAAUCCUCGCAAUGCGAAGGCAGCGAUAGCGGAGUCGAAGUAAUCGAAAAUGUGGAUAAUACAGAAAACGGCGCUUACAGACGCAAUUUAAGUACCGUAUCUCAAGAUGCACGAUCUUGUGAUUCUUCAAUAAUUAGUUGUUAUUCUAACUACGACGAAGCGUACAAUUUACUCGUAAGAAAAAAUUCAACUUUACUCGAAGAUUAUCGUCGACACGACGACGUUACCAGCGAAAACGGAAGCGAAAGUUCAUCGCUCAGUGGAUCAAACAUUAGAACAAAUAGAAGAACUUCGAUAAAUAAUAGUAAAAAGAAAAAUACCGCGACCGAUACAAGAACCAAAUCGUCUACAAGAAAUAAUAGAUCUAGUUGUAAACCUCCCGUUACACCUAGGACUUCAACAGGACCAGCGCGAAUCAAAUCUAUCGAUAGAUUACAAGCCAAAUCCUCUCCAAGCACAAAAUCUAAUCAGAGGACCAAAAAUACUCCUAAUAAUUUAGAUAUUAAUAAACGAUUGUCUCCAGCUACGGUACGUAGUCCUUCCGGAAGCAGAACACCGACAACUACAGUUGCCGAUGAUGGACGGUGGCCGUCUAUCAACAGUAAACCAGCGCCUCUUAUGUCAAGAUCAUUAAAAGGAACCAUAGAUUGCACAAAACAUAAAAUGACCCCUUUAGAUACAAAAACUAUAGAAAAAUACGCAACACUUCCUAGACAGAAAAAAGGUAACGACAAUAAUAAAGAAACUAAAAAACCUGCUAGUAGAGAGAACACUCUUCAUCGUUUAGCAGUUACUAAACAGAGAGAUAGUACAGCGAAAUUAAUAAACAGUUCAGCGUACAUCCCGAAAUGUAAAAUCAAAACUAGAAUAUACCAUGAAAAUAGCGUUCAAACGGCUCUAACUAAUACAGAUAUUGAAAACGCUUUGGCGGGAAUAACGAUUAAACUUAAAGAUCCUCAAGACACUGAAACGAGCGAUAAGGAUGUUCAAGUCGAUCUAAUGUUGGCGGAUAUGGAAACGUUACAUGACAGAUUAGGAAAGUUGACUGAAAAAUACGAAACAUUACAAAAAGACUACAAAUUGCAGACUGAAAAACUCAAAGAGACUGAAGAUAAAUUAAGAGAAGAAAGUAUAGAAAAGCAGGGUUUGAAAGAAGAACUGCUUAAUAAUUCUCAGCGGGUGAUGGCCAUAUUAGGGGGAGAAACGGAAGAAUUAAAUACUGGUCCCAAUGAUAGUCUUCUAGUCCUUGAAACCAAAUUUCAAAAUGUAGGUCAAGUGGUUAUUCAACAGGAAGAGGAAAUAUCAAAAUUGAAUGCAUUAUGUAGAACGCUGCAAAUGGAAUUAGAUAAAAACAUGGCCGUACAAAAAGCGCUGGUACAACAGCAACAAGAUUUGGAAUUAGAAAGUUUGGAAUUACAAGAUUUUAUGCAAGCGGAAAAAUUAACACUGCAAGACGCUUUGAAAGAAUCCGAAGCCGAAGUGAAACGACAAAAUCUAAUCAUACAAGCCAAGAAAAACGAAAUAAUGACUAAACAAGAAGAAAUUAACCGACUGACCAAACAAAACGAACAAAAAAGACAAGAAAAUGUAAGUUUACAAGCUAGACUAGGAGUAUUGGAAUCUAAAAGUAGAGAACUUUUAGUACAUCAGGGAAGCUCGGUGUCGGGUGCGGCUGUAGCCCUGUCAGCUCUAAUAGGAAGACUGGAUGGACUUGUUGAAGAACUGGUAGUAGCUUACAACAUUUCUGAUCAAGAACUAGAGGAUGUGAUUUUCCAUAAUGAAGCUUAUAAGAACAGCAGCAGUAGUCCAGAGUCAACUCCAGAAAAAUCGAAAAAAAUAUUUAUUGAUAAAUCACCUUCCCCUUCCAAGGGUUCAUCAUUUGUCUCAGCGGUUAUUAACGCGAUUAAAAGCGCAGCACAAUCGCCAUUUGCCUUAAGAGAUGUUAGCAAAGACACGUUAUCGACCGACCACUCCAGUUCGAACGAAAUGCUAGAUUCGGAAACUGAACCGUGUUUAAUGAUGGAACAUGUUCUUGAAGACGUGGUAAUUCCCGACGGACAUUCUCAUAAUUUAGUAUCGUCAGGUCAUGGAAGUAUGAUGAGCUCCCGUUUGACUCAAAGCGAAAGCCUCAAAGACAUAUCUCAAAACCUUUUGAGCAGGCAAAUGUCCGAACCCGCAAGUAUGAGUUUUUACGGCAGCCUCAAUACUUCAUAUACCAGCGAUUUGAUUUCUUUGAGCGAAUUUUUCCCUUCAAUCUCACUCGUUGAUCAAGUCAUCGAUGUCGAUAAUCUUGUUACAAGAUUGCUUAAAGUGAUUAGAAUUAUUCAAAUGGAGAAUGAAGACUAUAUGAACGAACUGCAAGAGCAAAGAGAUAAUCUUCUGGAACAGGUAGAUAAGCAAAAGGAAACGAAUAAAGUUGUAGUGAAGCAAUUAAAAGAUUGGGAAAUUCUUGGGGCGAGGCUAAAAACGGAAGUGAAGGAACUGAUGCAACAAAUGAGUAAAAAGAAUACAGAGAUGGACAAUUUGAAAGGAGAGUUGAAUAAGCAGAGGGAAGAAGUUGAGAAAUUGAAUCAAGACGUUUGUGAACUAUCAACAGCUUUAUCAAAAGCUGAAAUGCACAAUAAACUAAAGGAAGAGGAAGUUAGUAAAGAAAUUAAAAAAUGGGAGAAAACAGGUGAAGUUCCUGCUCCUGAAAUUUUAGGAAGGCUCAUCACUACUCAAAACGAGAUCCCUAUUCUCAAAGAACAGUUAAACGAAAAAGAAAAACGUUUAAAUGAAUUGACUCAGGAAUUUUUGGUUGGCAAACAAGUUUUAUCGGAAAGUUUAAAGGAAGCAGUUAACGAAUCUAAAAAACAAUACGACGCCAUCGAUAAUGCUUUAGAAGUAUUACAUAGUAUACAAACGGUAGUUCAACAAUGUGCACCUCUAUCGAAACUACAACGGGAUUUGGAGGAAUUGAAUUUCCAGAGCGCGUCGGCGGAUUUCAACGCCAAUGCUGCCCUUUUACAAGCCGUUGUCAACAUGGAAAUUACGCCUACAAUUAAUACAACUGCCUGAAGUGACUUUCGUCUCGAUCACAAUUUAAUUAACGAAUUUUUAAUUAGGUCAUAAUAAUAAGAUUAAAAACAACAAAAAAAAUCAAAAUACCAGAUAAAUGGCAUAUAUGAGUUUGCAAAUAUAUAGUAUGACAUAGUUGCCACGUUGUAAUUUUUUUUCCGGUCAUUAGAAUUAAUUACUGUUUUGGAUAAUAAUUUUCUUUCCACUGACAUCACUUACACGUCAGGUUUGGUUCAAUGGCCGUUAUAGGGUAUUUAACAAAUUUUGAAAAAGUAUUUAGAAUGAUAUUUAUGUACCUCUAAUUUGACAUACAAAUUAGAGGUAAUUGUAAUUUUUUAUAUCAUAUUUAAUAUCAAGAUUUUUUUAAAAAUAAUUUUCUGUAUAAACUUCUCCCUAAAACUCUCAUUAUCAAUAUGGCGAUGCAGUGACGUAAGUACAUAGUAAAAUUGUAAACAGUUACCGUUAUUAUUUCUGAUCAAGUAAAAAAUAUUUCAUUUGAAUUUUUAUUUCUAAUAAAUAAUGGAAAAACAAUGUUUAUUUUAAGAAUUUUCAAAACUGUCACUUUCAAAUAUCCUAUUUUCUCUACAAAUGUUAAAUUUGCAAACUUAACGUUAAAACUCUUUAGUAUUUUUUUGUUUGACUUUUUUUCUGUAAUUUGUGAAAGUGGCACACACUCUAGUAAAAACAACCCCUCAAAAAAAGGUUUUAUCAUUUGAAACAACCUCUUAUUACUUAACACAAUAUCUAUUUAUUAACGAGUGAUAACGGAUUUUAAUUCUUCAACCUCAUUUUGCUUCUACUCUUAACCAUUCAACCAUAAAUUAUAUUUUACAAAAACACUGUGGAACAAAGUCACACACACAAAGAAUAUGACAAAAAUUACUUUGUUGUCGAACAAACUAGUGUUAUAUAACACAUGAAUUAUUUUUGUAGUAAUAGUAAUCAGUUGGAUUUUGUGCCUGCUUCGGUGAAGCAGUUAAUUUUAAAGACAAACAGAAAGUUUAUCUAUGUGUUCCUUAGUUUGUUUCAAUUCAUCUUUGAAGAGUCUCCUUUACGGAAAAGACUACUCAGAGAUGUGAUAGCUACAUCAAGAAUAGAGGAUUUUACUGAUCCCAAGUGAAUAAAGUUUGUUGUUACUCUUAUUGCCAGGGUCACCGGGUACCCAUGCACCUUCCUACCUUUUUCUAGUUCUUUUAUCAAUAUUUACGUUUAUGUAAAUAUGUAAAUUCCAGUAUCAAUUAUUCGACCAAAAUGAGUGAACAAAUCACAUUCAACAAGUAUAAUAAUGUUAUAUAAAGGGUGUUUUCAGAAUUUUGACACACAAAUGAUUAAUUAAAGGAAUAUUUUAAACUUAAAGAAAAGAAAAAUUAAAAGAUAUAUAAAUAUGAGGUUGUAUUGCACUCCGGUAGGUUAACCAUUAUUACCGGUACCUUCCGGGUAAUUCAGGAAGGUUGGGUCCCUACCUAUAACUCAUAAAAUAUAUGGUUGUGGCUAGAAAAAUUCAGUUUUUAGUAUUUAGUACAUAUCUUUUUUAAUAUGCACACUUUAGACAGAAAAAACAUUAAUUCUUUCAAUUACUUUUUGUUUUUGGUGAUGUCUUUUAAAGAUUAAAAAUAUAUCAGUCAAUUUAUAUACUGAAUUGUAAUUAUUAGUAACCAGUAUUCAUAUUUUGUUAUACAACAUUCGCGUUGGGCGACAAAAAUUCAAUUCAUUCCAUACCGUUUAAAGUUUACGAUUAAAAAAGAUAUUUUUUUCGUAGCCGCUUAUUAAUCAUUUAGUUAAGACUGUUGGGAUAUAUUUGGCAAAAAUCAAAAGUUUUCUUUCUAAUUUUAGUAAUUAUUAAUAUAGAUGUUGAAAUUUGUUAUAUAGAUAUAGAUGUGUUGAAAAAAAAAUUAUUGUAGAUCCUAUUAUUGGACUUCCCCCGGUAAUAAAUUAAACAAAAAGGCUGAACGAUGCCAUUUCAGAGUGAGUCUUAUGAAUAUGGUUGAAAUCAAUGAUAAAAAGAAA
Messenger RNA from Diorhabda carinulata, 5526 nucleotides. RefSeq names its product centromere-associated protein E (gene corn). The coding region runs from base 286 to 3519 and encodes 1077 amino acids. The transcript has 10 exons. The record is from RefSeq and is a predicted model, not a curated record. Lineage: Eukaryota; Metazoa; Arthropoda; Insecta; Coleoptera; Chrysomelidae.